Messenger RNA from Durio zibethinus, 1171 nucleotides. RefSeq names its product AT-hook motif nuclear-localized protein 24-like. Gene Ontology annotation, molecular function: DNA-binding transcription factor activity; minor groove of adenine-thymine-rich DNA binding. The record is from RefSeq and is a predicted model, not a curated record. NCBI's taxonomy places the organism in Eukaryota, Viridiplantae, Streptophyta, Magnoliopsida, Malvales, Malvaceae. Gene Ontology annotation, cellular component: nucleus. Gene Ontology annotation, biological process: vegetative to reproductive phase transition of meristem.
AUGGAUCCAGUUACAUCACAUGGUCUUUCUCUUCCUCCUCCAUUUCAUAUGAGAGAUUUCAAUCUUCACAAUCAGCAGCAGCAACAGCAAGAACAUCAGUUCCAUCACCAAAAUUCAGAAGAUGAACAAAGUGGCAGCAGCAGUGGCCUAAAGAAACGGGAUCGCGAAGAUGGCAACAAAAUCAACAGCGGCAGCGCCAAUAAUGAAGGCAUAGAGCUUGGUACUCCUGGUUCUGGCGAAGGAGAGAUCAAUAGAAGACCACGAGGCAGGCCUGCCGGAUCCAAGAACAAGCCUAGGCCACCAAUCAUCAUCACCCGGGACAGUGCCAACGCUUUACGAACUCAUGUCAUGGAAAUAGGAGAUGGAUGUGACAUUGUUGAAAGCGUUGCAACAUUUGCUAGAAGACGCCAGAGAGGUGUUUGCAUAAUGAGUGGAACUGGGACCGUCACAAAUGUAACUCUUAGGCAACCAGCCUCUGCUGGUGCAAUUGUGACCUUACAUGGCCGAUUUGAGAUAUUAUCAUUGGCAGGAUCAUUCUUGCCUCCACCGGCACCGCCUGCAGCUACGGGGUUAACCAUAUAUUUGGCUGGUGGACAAGGCCAGGUGGUAGGUGGCAGCGUUGUUGGCACACUUACUUGUUCAGGCCCAGUUGUGAUUAUGGCAGCUUCUUUUAGUAACGCCGCAUAUGAGAGGCUUCCAUUGGAAGAAGAAGAGCCGCAGCUUCCAAUGCAAGGGGGUGCAAUUGGAUCACCGGAUGCAGUUGGAGGGCAACAGCAGCAGCAGCAACAGCAGCAACAACAACUAUUAGCUGAGUCAAAUGCUUCUCUUUUUCAUGGACUACCACCUAAUCUUCUCAAUUCUAUUCAAUUACCAACUGAGGCAUUCUGGGCUACUGGUCGCCCCCCAUUCUAGCUAACAGUUUCCAGUACUGAAUGUUAUAGUAUUGCUUAGUUAAUUCAGUUUCUGCGUCAGCUAUAGCAAGAGGACAAAACUUAAUUCGUAGCUAGGAAAUUUGGGUUUGUUGAGCAGCAUUUCAGGUUUUAUUUCCUUUUAUUGUUAGUUUUUGUUCUCCUUCCCUUUUUAAUUGAAUUUGAUGAGUAGAUCAUAUGCCAGCAUGUUGAUUGAAUGACUGUAAAUUCAUGGAUUCUCGGUACAUUUGAUUUUAUGAGAA